This is a messenger RNA of Motacilla alba alba, 10108 nucleotides long. RefSeq names its product ankyrin repeat domain 11 (gene ANKRD11). Gene Ontology annotation, cellular component: nucleus. The transcript has 13 exons. Gene Ontology annotation, biological process: anatomical structure morphogenesis. NCBI's taxonomy places the organism in Eukaryota, Metazoa, Chordata, Aves, Passeriformes, Motacillidae. The record is from RefSeq and is a predicted model, not a curated record. Gene Ontology annotation, molecular function: protein binding. The coding region runs from base 1376 to 9520 and encodes 2714 amino acids.
CCAGGGAGGCAGCUGGCUGCUGGAGUCAGAAGAAAGUGAUGUUUUUUUCUAGGUCAGGGUUGAAGGCACUGUCAGGGUGGUGAUGUGCAGCAUAUCUUACUGUCUGCAUUGUCCCUGCCAUAUGGAUGUGUGCACGCUGCCCUUGGCAUGCAGGCAUUGAAUUAUUUAUCCUCUCCAAAUCUGGAGGCAGCCUUUCUUCCCCUGUCUCGAAGAAAGCCAAACUUACCCGAUGAGUGUUUUUAAAAUAAACCUUCCGCUGUGAAUUACUGCAGUGGCAGGAGCAGGGUAUUGAUUGUAUGUUGCGUUUGGAGUCGGAAACCAAAGGUUACAACACUGGAUAUCUUGUGGAAACACUGAAAUAUUUAUUUUGCUGUUAGGUGUAAGUGUGUCUGUGCUGGCGCUGGGUUCGUAUGUGGCUGAAAUGCCAUGUAAUGAAAUUUCUGGACUUGGAGAACGGAAAGGCCAGAAAACUUUGUAGUAUGUGUAAAAGCAGCUUUGUCUCAGCUGUGUGUGAGGGGAUGGAUGUUUUUCCAGGGAGAAGGCAUCUCCUUUGCUGUUGUGCUGUGUUGGAUUUGCUGCGAGAGGAACGUUAAGGUGGUCCUGGUUUGGGUGGUGGCCUUUGGGUCCUCGCUGGGCGUGUGGGUCUUUGCAGGGUGUCACGGAAGGGUGCUUCCAGCCUCGGGGAAGCAAAGGCUGGAGGGAGCUGGCUCUGUAAUUAUUUUUGAGAGACUGACAGCUUUGCAGGAUAGAAACAGUCUCGAAUAAUUUACCUUUAGAGCAGCUGAAACUGUGUCACAGGCAUGGGGAAGAAUCAGAGAGUCAAGAAGGGAGAUGUUACCCUCUAAAAAAUUCACCUCGAUCUGGAGGCAGCGUGUCCCUGAAGGCUCGGCAGCCAGAGGCUUGGAAACACAGUGCUGCCCUCAAUAUCGGGAUGUGGAAUGAAAGCAUGCGUAAUUAGGAACUCCAGAAAAAAAAAAAAAGAAAAAAAAGGCAUUAAAUAGCUUUAGAGGUGAAUGGAAGCUUCAUUAUUAAGCACCAACUGCUUAGCUGCAGUUCGUGGUGCCUCUUCCUUUCAAAUCACGCACACAUGAAAGUGCUCCCCGCCCCCAGCCGGGGCCUUAUCGGCUUAUCUGGGCAGGAGUUCAGAGCCAUAAAAACUGUAUCCUGCUUACACCUUCCAGCCGAUCCUGUGACCUGGGCUGUGUAAACAAGUUGUACCAGGAGCUCCGAAUGACUGAUUACACAGCGUUUUUGGGACACACCUCUGUUGGAUUUUAAUAUAUGUCCUGUGAAGAACAGCUUUCAGCUAUGGAAUCGACGGUUGAUGAUGAGGCGAUGGCAGCAUAAAUGAAGAUCAAGUAAGGAAGGCAGAACGAUGCCCAAGGGUGGGUGUUCUAAAACACCACAGUCAGAAGAUUUCUCUCUCAGCAACGACAUGGUGGAGAAACAAACGGGGAAAAAGGAUAAAGAUAAAGUUUCUCUAACCAAGACUCCAAAGUUGGACCGGAGCGAUGGCGGCAAAGAGGUGAAAGAGCGAGCGACCAAACGCAAGCUGCCUUUCACUGUCGGAACAAAUGGAGAUCAAAAAGACUCGGAUACAGAGAAGCAGGGUCCCGAGCGGAAGAGGAUUAAAAAGGAGCCCGCCACCAGGAAGCCGGGCCUGCUCUUCGGCAUGGGCCUCUCGGGGAUCCGGGCAGGGUACCCGCUCUCCGAGCGCCAGCAAGUCGCUCUCCUCAUGCAGAUGACAGCAGAAGAGUCUGCAAACAGCCCAGUUGACACAACACCAAAGCAUCCCUCUCAGUCUACAGUUUGUCAGAAGGGAACUCCCAACUCUGCCUCCAAAACCAAAGAUAAAGUAAAUAAGAGAAACGAGCGAGGAGAGACUCGGCUGCAUCGCGCUGCCAUCCGCGGGGACGCCCGGCGCAUCAAGGAGCUCAUCAUCGAGGGUGCAGAUGUCAAUGUGAAGGACUUUGCAGGCUGGACGGCGCUGCACGAGGCCUGCAACCGGGGCUACUACGACGUGGCCAAGCAGCUGCUGGCGGCGGGCGCCGAGGUCAACACCAAGGGGCUGGACGAUGACACCCCCCUGCACGACGCGGCCAACAACGGCCACUUCAAGGUGGUGAAAUUGUUGUUGCAUUAUGGAGGGAAUCCUCAUCAAAGCAACAGGAAGGGCGAGACACCUUUGAAAGUAGCGAAUUCUCCCACCAUGGUGAACCUGCUCCUGGGGAAGACCACGUACCCCUCCAGCGAAGAGAGCUCCACAGAGACCUCAGAAGAGGAGGACGCCCCUUCCUUCGCUCCCUCCAGCUCCGUUGAUGGCAAUAACACAGACUCAGAGUUUGAGAAGGGUUUGAAGCACAAGCCCAAGGCCCAGGAGCCCCCCAAAACCAUCACCCCGGUGAAGGAUGAGUAUGAAUUCGAUGAGGACGAUGAGCAGGACCGGGUCCCACCGGUCGAUGACAAACAUUUGCUGAAAAAGGAUUACAGGAAAGAGACUAAAGCAAACAGUUUCAUUUCCAUACCCAAAAUGGAAGUGAAAACUUAUACUAAAAAUAACACAAUUACACCAAAGAAAGCUGCCCACCGCAUCCUGUCGGACAGCUCGGACGAGGAGGAGACCAGCGUGGCCGUGGGCACGGGGGAGAAGCUGCGCCUCUCCACCCACUCCAUAUUGCCCAGCAGCAAAAUUCGGGAGCCCGCCAGCACCAAGGCGCCCAAGGAGAAAAGCAAAGUAAAAAAGAAGCGGAAGAAGGAGACAAAAAGCAAAGAGGUUCGGUUUGGCAAAAAAAAUGACAAGUUUUGUUCCUCUGAAUCAGAGAGUGAAAACGUGGAGAGUGAGGAGGAUGAUAGAGACUCUCUACAGAGCUCUAGCUGUGUAAAGGACUCAAGGCUAGUGCUAAAGGAAUCCUCCUUGUUUAACUCUCUGUCUGCCUCAUCGACCUCUUCACAUGGGAGUUUAGCAUCCCAGAAACAUAAUCCCAGUCUUACAGAACAGCACUCCAAGCACUGGAGGACGGACAAUUGGAAAACCAUAUCUUCUCCAGCUUGGUCAGACGUCAGUUCCCUAUCGGACUCCACCAGGACGAGGCUGACGAGCGAGUCAGACUACUCGUCCGAGGACUCGAGCUUAGAGUCACUAAAGCCAGUCAGGAAGAAACCAGAGCACAAAAAGAAAAACACCCCCCACAACACUGUUUCUGAGAAAAAGAAUUCAUUCCAUAGCAAUGUGGAUGGAGCAAUUCCAAAGCUGGACAAGGAGGGGAAGGUUGUUAAAAAGCAUAAAACAAAACACAAACAUAAAAACAAGGAGAAGGGACAGUGUCCCAUCAGCCAAGACAUUAAAAUAAUCAAAACAUUUUCUUUUGAGUUUGAGGACUCUAAACAAAAGCCUGAGAAAGGCUUGUUAGUAGAGACAGAAAAUCCAGUCGAAAACAAGUUGAAAGUGUUAAAGCACGAUAGGGAACAUGGUAAGAAGGAGGAAAAGCUCCCCAAAGGUAAAGCAGAGGAGAAGGAGUGGUUGUUUAAAGAUGAGACUGGAAAAUCCUCAAAAGAGGAGAAAUCAUUAAGGAAAAUCAAAGAUGGUAGUAAAGACCUGAGCAAAUCCUUCAGAGAAGGAUUGAGUAAAUCAGAAAAAGAGAAACCUGUCAAGGAGAAGUCUCCCAAGGAGGAGAAGCCGAGAAUACACAAGGAGGAGAGAAAGAAGAAGUCAAAGGACAAACAGUCCAAAUCUGAGAAGAAGAAUGAGCUGAAGGAGGAGAAGGUUUCUAAACUAGAGAAAGAAAAAUCCUUCAAGGAAGAGAAGGAAAAAUGCAAAAAAGAAAAACUUUACAGGGACGAGUCCGGGUUUGAUGAGUUUAAUAACAAAACUCAAUUUGCCGAAAGCGAGGACACAAAGUUCAGCCUUUCGGACGAUCAGCAGGAGAGGUGGUUUUCAGACCUGUCCUCUGAUUCAUCCUUCGAUUUCAAGGGUGAGGACAGCUGGGAUUCUCCAAUAACGGAUUUCAGGGAGAUUAAAAAUGACACCGUGGCAAAGCUAAUCAUAGAACCUGUGAAAGAGGAAAUUAAAGACAAGAAAAAGGAAAAUAAAAUAAAAGAGAAGAAGGAAUACAACGAGAAGCGGAAUGAAAAGGACACUUUCUUAAAGAAAAAGGAGAGGGAUUAUGUGGAGAAAAGCUCUGAGAAGAAAAAGGACCAAACAGACAGGCACAAAGUUACUCCCAGUUAUUUGCCUGAAAAGGAUAAGAAAAGGAAGGAUUCUGUGGAGACUGGCAAGGAGAGGAAAGAAAAAGACACAGGUGAAACCAACAAAGACAGAAAAGAUUCCUCUGACGGCUCUAAAGAGCGAAAAGAUCCCAAGACGAAGCAGGAGGAGCCCUAUCGAGAUGACUUCAAGGAGUACGGCUGUGAAACAUUCUUCAAGGAUAAGUCCGACCCUGAGUUCAGUGGCAAAACCCUGGAGAGUUGGGAGAGGCACCAUUCUGGAAAGGAAAAGGAGAAGAAAGAUGCUCCUGAUAAAGAAAAAAAAGAAAAGGUCAAGCCAGAAAAAUACAAGGAAAAAUCCAAAGAAGGCGACAAGGAGAAAAAUGAAAAAGCUGCUCCAGAGAAAAUCCUGAAGGACAAAGAACUAGAGAAGAGUUUCAAAGAGAAGAAAGAAACCAAGGAGAAAUACAAGGAUCUUCACAGCAAAGACAAGGAGAGGAAGAGUUCCUUCGACCAGGUGAAGGAGAAGAAAGAGAAAAACUUUUCCACAGACAGAGACGAUUUCUCCGAGAAGAAGGAUGAGAAGAAAGGCAAGGAGAAGAGCUGGUACAGCAUCGCUGACAUCUUCACGGAUGAGAGCGAGGACGAGAGGGACGAUUACAGCCUGAGCGGGUUCAAGGUCGGCGACUCGGCUGGCAGCGAGAUGCAUCGCCUGGACAGCCUGCAGGACAAGGAGGACGGCGCGGCGGCCGAGAAGGAGCUGUACCCCGACAAGCACCGCAAGUACUCGUCCGACCGGCAGCACUCAGAGAAGCAGAAGGAUAAGGAGUCCAAGGAGAAGAAAAAGGACAAAGGAACAUCGGAAGGGGGAAAGGAGAAGAAGGAGAAGAGUUCCUUUGAGAAACACAAAGAGAAGAAAGAUAAAGACUCCAGUGAGAAGUAUAAGGACAGGAAGGAAAGAAUGUCCAUAGAUUCCACUCAGGAGAAGAAAAACAAGCAAAAGCUCCCAGAAAAGGUUGAGAAGAAACACACCAGUGACGACAAGGUGAAAAGCAAACAUAAGGAGAAGCCGGACAAGGAGCAUUCCAAAGAGAAGAAGUCUUCAAAAGGAGGGGAGUCAGAGAAGAGCCUGCUGGAGAAACUGGAGGAGGAGGCUCUGAAUGACUACAGGGAUGACUCCAAUGACAAAAUCAGCGAGAUCUCCUCUGACAGCUUCACGGACAGAGGGCAAGAGCCAGGACUCACCAGCCUCUUCGAGUCUUCUAACCUCUCUCUGACCGAUGCCGCUGAAGAAAAGUUUAAGGACUCUCUCCCUUUACCCUGCCUUCAGGACAAGCUCAAGGAGAAGGAGAGGCACCGACAUUCCUCAUCUUCCUCAAAGAAAAGUCACGAGAAGGAAAAAGCAAAGAAAGAAAAGACAGAGAAAAAGGAAAAAUCAGAAGAAUUCAAGGACUCCAGCAGCAGAAAGGAUUCCGCUCAUUAUGAAAAGGAUUUCUCUGUGGAUGGGGAGGCUUUUGGCUCUUCCUACAACAUGAAGGCAGACGCUGAUGAGGAACCGGAGAAGAGCAUUGAUUACUUAUUUUCUGAAAAGAAGGAUAAAAAUGAUUCUGAAAGAGAGCUGUCAAAGAAGGCGGAGAAAGAAAAGACUUAUGGUUCCAGCACCAUCAGCACAGCUAAAGAGAAAAAGAAGCGGGAUAAACACAAGGAAAAAUGGAAGGAGGAAAAGGAAAAGCAUAGGGACAAACACACAGAUGGUUUCUUUAAACAUCACAAAGAUGAGCCAAAGUCAACACUCAAAGAUAAGGACGGGCCUCAAGUUACCACCUUUAAAGAUAAAUCCAAGGAGGACAACCUCAAAUUUGGUGAAACCAAACUGAAGGAGAAGCUUAAGGAGAAUCAAGACAAAGACAAAUCAGAGUCCAUAAAAAUAAGCAAUGGGAAUGAAAAAAUAACCCUUUCCAAAGACAGCGGCAAGAAGGAUGCCAGGCCAAGGGAGAAACUUCUGGGAGAUGGUGAUUUGAUGAUGACCAGCUUUGAGAGGAUGCUGAGCCAGAAAGACCUGGAGAUCGAGGAGCGCCACAAAAGGCACAAGGAGAGAAUGAAGCAAAUGGAGAAAAUGCGGCACAGGUCUGGAGACCCCAAGUUAAAGGACAAACUUAAAAGCUCGGAGGAUGUACGCAAGAGGAGCCUGGAUCUGCCAACCAAGAAGCCGCUAACGCUGGACACGCAGCUCAAGGACAAGAAACUCAAAGAGUUGGGUCCCCUGACUCCUAUUCUGUCACCUGAAAACAAGGCACAGCCUGCUGUGGGGACAGACUCCAAGGACUGGAUCACGGGUCCUCAGCUGAAGGAGAUCCUCCCAGCAUCUCCCAGGCCAGAUCAGAACCGGCCCACGGGCGUCCCGACGCCGGCAUCCGUCGUGUCAUGCCCGAGCUAUGAGGAGGUGAUGCAGACUCCCAGGACUCCAUCGUGCAGCAACGAGGACUACACGGACCUGAUGUUUGAGUGUGCGGACUCUCAGCACUCGCUGCCCAUCUCCACCAUGUCCAUGAACGCCUGCUCUCCUUCCUUCUUCGACAGAUACACCAACGUUUCCAGCGGGCUCCCCGAGAACCCCAGUCAGACCCCAACUCGCACCAUACCCUCCUCAAACCUCUACCGUUCCAUCUCAGUGGAUAUCAGGAGGGCGCCCGAAGAGGAAUUCAGUGUUGGAGAUAAGUUUUUCAGACAGCAAAGUGUCCCAGCAACAUCAAAUUAUGACUCUCCUGUGCAGCAUUUAAUGGAGGAGAAAGUUCCCCUUCCCUCUGUUCCUGCUGAGAAGUUCCAGUGUUUGUCUCCUGGGUAUUACUCCCCGGAUUAUGGAGUUUCCUCUCCCAAAGUGGAAGCUUUGCACUGCGCUCCGGGAGCCGUCAGCGGGGUCGCCCAGUCUCCCGAAAGUGUCUUUUCUGGUUUACAAGCAAAAUCCUCCCCUUCGCACAGGGAUGAGUUGCUGGCUCCUUCAGUGGAAAGUGCUCUUCCCCCUGACAUCGGCAUGCCCUUGGAUACCACAGAGGAGCAGCAAGCCACUGCCUCCAUCAUGCCACCAGAAUCCACCUACCUACCACCCAUCGAAGAAAACCAUUUUAGUUCAGGAAUGCCUGAACAAAACAACAUAGACUGGGAUAACCCUCCUUCCCGAAACCCAGACACCGCCAUUCCUCCCAGCCUCAUGGGCAACCCCACAGAGCACCCUGUCACCUGGUCCAUGGGCUCGGAGCUUCUGAUGAAAUCUCCCCAGAGGUUUUCCGAGUCCCCUAAACCUCCACUCUGUUCCCUAGAGCCAAUUCAUCCUGCGCCAGUAGCCUUCAUUCCCACAGAGACUUCCUACCCUGUUUCUCCCAUCUCGUACCCUCUGUCAGUGUCGGAACCGAGGCUGGAGGAAGUCAAGGAGGAUGCUGAGGAAGCAGUUCCAGGAGAAAUUGCAAAUGCUGAAGAGCAAGCUCCAUACAUGUCCCCUACUAGGUUAGACACCUUCUUCAACAACUGCAAGCCUCUUCCAGAAGAAGCACCAGAGAUCCCUCCAGAGCCCCCGUGUGUGCCAGCAGAACCUCAGGCCGAAGUCGUUGCUGCACCAGAAAACAACUAUUUGGAAAACAGCAACGCAGCACCUGCGAAUGCAGAGGAGGCGGUGACGUGGCCAGACCCCUUCACCAACACCGAGGAUGAAUUGGACCUUGGCCCCUUCUCGCUCCCAGAGCUGCCACUCCAGCCUAAGGACGUUGCAGAGACGGAGAUGACCGAGGCGGAAGCGGUGGAGGAGAGCCCAGCAGCAGCUCCAGAACCGAGCGGUGGGAUCAUCAAAGCCGGUGCGUCCGUGAUAGCGUCCAGUGAGCCAGAGGAGCCACCGGCCAGCCAGGCAGCGGCCACCCUGCCCACGGACACAGAGCCACCAGCAGAGGAGCAGAAACCAGAAGUGGCCGCACAAGAAGCCGCCUCGGAAGCGCUGAACGCGGCUGAGGAGAAGGCAGCGGAGGACUCGGAAGCGCAGGCGUUCCAGCAGACCCCGUCCGAGCCCGCGCCCGCGGAGAGCAAAGAGGUGGAGGCCGUGCACGAGGAGGUGUCGGCGGCUGGUGGGGUGGCAGAGGGCAGCUCCCAGCCCUGCCCUGUGCCCGUGGCCGGCUCCGAGGCCGGCGUUCCACAGGACGGUGCCGCGGCCCGCGGUGGGAGCCAGGCCCCACCACCCCCGGCGGACACACCUCCUGGCAAUGCUCAAGCAGAAAUUGUGGAACCAGUACAAAAACCAGUAGCAGAAGCUCCCAAACCACCCAAAAUAGAAGAGAUUCCUCAGCGGAUUACCAGGAACCGGGCUCAGAUGCUCGCCAACCAAAACAAGCAGAACGCCGCCGCAUCCGAGAAGGAAUUUCCUCCCGUCUCUGCGCCCGUCACGCGUGCCAAAGGCCGCAUCACGGAGGAGGACGAUUCCCAGGCUCAGCACCCGCGGAAGCGCCGCUUCCAGCGCUCCAACCAGCAGCUGCAGCAGCAGAUCAACACGUCCACCCAGCAGACGAGGGAGAUGAUCCAGCAGACACUGGCAGCUAUCGUCGAUGCCAUCAAACUGGACGACAUCGAACCUUACCACAGCGACAGGUCCAACCCCUACUUCGAGUACCUCCAGAUCAGGAAGAAGAUUGAGGAGAAGCGGAAAAUCCUGUGCUACAUUACUCCCCAAGCUCCGCAGUGCUAUGCUGAGUAUGUCACCUACACAGGCUCCUACCUGUUGGAUGGCAAGCCCCUAAGCAAGCUCCAUAUUCCAGUGAUCGCGCCGCCGCCGUCGCUCGCGGAGCCGCUCAAGGAGCUCUUCAAGCAGCAGGAGGCCGUGCGGGGCAAGCUGCGGCUGCAGCACAGCAUAGAGCGGGAGAAGCUCAUCGUCUCCUGCGAGCAGGAGAUCCUGAGGGUGCACUGCCGGGCAGCGAGGACCAUUGCCAACCAGGCCGUGCCCUUCAGCGCCUGCACCAUGCUGCUGGACUCCGAGGUGUACAACAUGCCUCUGGAAAAUCAGGGAGAUGAAAACAAAUCGGUCAGAGACCGUUUCAACGCGCGACAGUUCAUUUCCUGGCUGCAGGACGUGGAUGACAAGUAUGACCGGAUGAAGACGUGCCUGCUCAUGCGACAGCAACACGAAGCAGCUGCCCUGAACGCCGUGCAGAGGAUGGAGUGGCAGCUGAAGGUGCAGGAGCUGGACCCCGCGGGGCACAAAUCCCUCUGCGUGAACGAGGUGCCCUCGUUCUAUGUGCCAAUGGUCGACGUGAACGAUGACUUUGUGCUCUUGCCGGCAUGACAGUUCCAAGCCAGGAGACAUCUCUGAACACUGGCAAGGACGGGAGCGCUCCGAGGUCGGGCGGUCGAGCUCACAUUCACCCUUAACCGCUUGCUGAUGAAUCCCUGGUCAGAGGAGGAGGAAGCAGCUAUCGGCAGAAAACAAAACAAUAAGAAAAAGAAUUGCACUUUCUUCACGACGUGUCCCUCGCUUCCGGACUGACGCGGCUCCGCGGGGCAGCGGGCCGGGCGCAGCUCCUUCCCGCCGGCGCCCGCGGCGGGGAGGCUCCGGGCAGCGCGGGCAGCGGGCGCUCAGCGGCCCCGGGACUGGCCGAGGCGCGGAGGGACGAGGCCAAGGACACCGUGUGUGUGUUGCGGAAGCUGCUGAGCGGGGCCAGCAACCACGUGAACCAUGUACUUGUGAACACCGUGAUUUCCAGCUCUCUGUUUUCCACCGGGCGCGGAUCUCCUCUCGGAGAAGCUGCAGUAGGAAACCAUGGGGGGAGGGAGGGGGGUGUUUGAGUUUCUCGUUCCAUCAUGGGUAUGUCUAAAAAAAAAACAAAACAAAAAAAUACUACAAAAAAAAAAAAUCACAAAAAAAAAAAAAAAA